This is a messenger RNA of Amoebophrya sp. A25, 337 nucleotides long. NCBI's taxonomy places the organism in Eukaryota, Dinophyceae, Syndiniales, Amoebophryaceae. The record is from the annotation of a GenBank genome assembly.
GAAGGCUGUGCUGCAGUCGCAUAUCUCGAGAGCGCAGGUGCUCGCGUGAUUCGCUCUUCGGUGGAUGCCACGGAGGUGAACGACCUCACCAAAAUCCAAACGCUCCCGAUCAGCGGACGAGACGUUGUUGUCAUUGAAAAAUUCAAAAAUAAAGAGACAUCAAAAUCAAAUUCCAAUUUUGUCCUCGACUACGUCGUUUUCAAUUUCCCGCACACGGGGACCAACCAGACAGCGGGUGGGAUCGCUCAGUUGCGAAGGUCAAUUGCCGACAACCGCGCCCUCCUCCGGGGCCUCUUUUCCGCGCUGCGACACAUCAUCACGCGUCACACCAAGGUCC